This is a messenger RNA of Mus pahari (shrew mouse), 6622 nucleotides long. RefSeq names its product solute carrier family 9 member A8 (gene Slc9a8). Gene Ontology annotation, molecular function: sodium:proton antiporter activity. The transcript is spliced from 17 exons. Lineage: Eukaryota; Metazoa; Chordata; Mammalia; Rodentia; Muridae. The record is from RefSeq and is a predicted model, not a curated record. Gene Ontology annotation, biological process: sodium ion transport; proton transmembrane transport; regulation of pH. Bases 54 to 1784 code for a protein of 576 amino acids. Gene Ontology annotation, cellular component: membrane; Golgi apparatus.
GCCCCGCGGCGCCGAACUCUGUGGUGUCGGAAGCUCGCAGGACGCGGGAGAAGAUGGCGGAGGAGGAGCUCUCCAACACAACCCAUGAGACCUUCAACUUCACCCUUCACACCACCUUGGGUGUCACCACGAAGCUGGUGCUGCCGACCCCUGCCAAGCCUAUCCUUCCGGUGCAGACGGGAGAGCAGGCCCAGCAGGAGGAGCAGUCAAGUGGCAUGACCAUUUUCUUCAGCCUUCUCGUCCUAGCCAUCUGCAUCAUCCUGGUGCACCUGCUCAUUCGGUACCGACUGCACUUCCUGCCUGAGAGCGUGGCUGUUGUUUCUCUAGGUAUUCUCAUGGGAGCAGUUAUAAAAGUUAUAGAGUUUAAAAAGCUGGCAAAUUGGAAGGAGGAAGAGAUGUUUCGCCCCAACAUGUUUUUCCUUCUUUUGCUCCCACCUAUCAUCUUUGAGUCCGGAUACUCACUGCACAAGGGGAACUUCUUUCAGAACAUCGGUUCCAUCACUCUCUUCGCUGUCUUUGGAACGGCAAUCUCGGCUUUUGUAGUAGGUGGCGGAAUUUACUUUCUGGGUCAGGCCGAUGUAAUCUCUAAACUCAACAUGACAGACAGUUUCGCAUUUGGCUCCCUGAUAUCUGCAGUCGACCCGGUCGCCACUAUUGCAAUUUUCAAUGCACUGCACGUGGACCCUGUGCUCAACAUGCUGGUGUUUGGAGAAAGCAUUCUCAACGAUGCAGUCUCCAUUGUCCUCACCAACACGGCUGAAGGUCUAACAAGAAAACAUAUGUCAGAUGUCAGUGGGUGGCAAACGUUCUCACAGGCCCUCGGCUACUUCCUCAAAAUGUUCUUUGGCUCCGCAGCACUUGGCACGCUGACUGGCUUGAUUUCAGCAUUAGUGUUGAAGCACAUUGACCUGAGGAAAACACCUUCCCUGGAGUUUGGCAUGAUGAUCAUUUUUGCUUACCUGCCAUACGGGCUGGCAGAAGGCAUCUCACUCUCAGGCAUCAUGGCGAUCCUGUUUUCUGGCAUCGUGAUGUCACACUAUACACACCAUAACCUCUCCCCAGUUACCCAGAUCCUCAUGCAGCAGACGCUCCGAACUGUGGCCUUCCUGUGUGAAACAUGUGUGUUUGCAUUUCUUGGCCUCUCCAUUUUUAGUUUCCCUCACAAGUUUGAAAUUUCCUUUGUCAUCUGGUGCAUAGUGCUGGUCCUGUUCGGCAGAGCCGUCAACAUCUUCCCUCUGUCCUACCUGCUGAACUUCUUCCGAGAUCACAAAAUCACCCCCAAGAUGAUGUUCAUCAUGUGGUUCAGUGGUCUUCGAGGGGCCAUCCCGUACGCACUGAGCCUGCACCUGGGCCUGGAGCCCAUGGAGAAGCGUCAGCUCAUCGGCACCACCACCAUUGUCAUAGUGCUCUUCACCAUCCUGCUGCUGGGUGGCAGCACCAUGCCCCUCAUCCGCCUUGUGGACAUCGAGGACGCCCGGGCUCGCCGAAGGAGCAAGAAAGACGUCAACCUCAGCAAGACUGAGAAGAUGGGUAAUGCCAUCGAGUCAGAGCACCUUUCAGAGCUCACUGAGGAAGAGUAUGAAGCUCACUACAUCAGACAGCAGGACCUCAAAGGCUUCAUGUGGCUGGAUGCCAAGUACCUGAACCCCUUCUUCACACGGCGGCUGACACAGGAGGACCUCCACCAUGGCCGCAUCCAGAUGAAGAGCCUCACCAACAAGUGGUAUGAGGAGGUCCGUCAGGGACCGUCAGGCUCUGAAGACGACGAGCAGGAGUUGUUCUGAGCCCGCAGUGCCUCACUCAGCCUCCUCAGAACACAAGAUGAGGACAGCCUCGUCAGCCUCCUUCCUGCUUCUCUGCCAGGCCACAGAGAAAGCCUCGGGAGACUGCUUGCUCAUCUCGCCAUGCCUGGGCCAUGCCUUCCUCACCUCCAGAGCAGCUGCUGGCUGCACAUCUGCCAUGUCUUGGAAUUGUCAUGGUGCCUUGGUGUGAGCAGCAGUUAGCUUGGACUUGGUACCAAGGCCACAAGAGAACAGUCCCUGUUCUGUGUCUUGCACUCCCCAAGAGGAAGGCUGAAGGACUUUCUUUUUCUUGCCAUGGAACUGGCACUUCCCAGCCUGCCUUUGGUAAGGCAUCUAUGGCCCCCGUGGGCACAGUGACAAUGUUUACACUGGUGCGUGGCAGGGGUCAGCCUGCAUGCUUCUAGCAAAGGUGUUCACCCAUCCCCUGGGUUUGGAGUGUUCUCUGAAGAGACAAAAUGGAAGCACAGGGUCUUUGGGGGCACCUCUCCCACUGCCUCAUCUCUCAUUCUUCUGUCUCCCCAGUGGCCUCUUUCUAGACCCUAUAAUGUGAAGGUCCUUCCACCCAGCUACUGGUCAGAGCCCAGCUUUGUCUUUUACCAGUUUCUGGAGCUUUGGUCCUCUGCCCUCCAUGCCAGGGCCCCAGCUCUCCAGGACACUGGGACAGUGCUUCCCACUUGGGCCACUUGGAUUCCGGUGACUUUGGGUCACAGAAACACACACCCAUGCAUGUCACAGGCUAAGGGGCUGGAUCACACCCCAAGCAAUGGUUGCUGCCUGAUGUCCUCACCUGCCCUUUUAUGAGUGGUGUGUGUCCUCUGCCUAUUUGUGACCCUUCAGCGACUACCCACGUGGGCCCUCAUCCCCCAUUGUACUCUGGGUGGCUUAGCUGUCUAUGGCCCUGAUUCACAAUGGGGACACAGUGGGCCUUGUUGCAGGUGUUUCUAACCUCAGGUACUGUGGUUCUGAUGGUGGGAAGGACAGCCAGGUCUCUAAGGCCCUGCCACCUCACUCUGCAGAAGUUGGUGAAGUUGAAAGCAUGCAGUUUGCUUCUGUACAUCAGCUUACUUGUCCUUGGCAAAGCCAAGGUAUGGUCCUCUUCCUUGUCUCUCACCUUAGCCCUGAAACUGGGGCCGCUCUGUAGCCUUGUGCAAUGUUGGGGUUAAGGGGCUGUGUUCAGGCUGGGUUGUUCUCUGAGAACUCAGGUUCCAUCUUUGAGAUGAAGAAUCAGGGUAUCAUUUAGUUGGCCCCUUGUCUCUAGGAUUCCUGUUCCUGGUCCAUCUUUCUUGCCUCCUCCUCCUAGCUGAGACCUGAAGCAAGCUUCCCAGAGCUUGAUGAGAGCGUUAGCUAGAGCACCAGCUCUGCUGAGCACCAGGAGGUGCCUCUGCCUCUUGCUAGAGGACAUAGGCUUAGCACCCUGAGAGACUGUCCAGCCCUUCAGGGCCAUUGGCCAAGGAGCAAAGUGCUAGAUGCCUUUCCUUUCUCAGAUAUUUCACCUGAGAGACAAACGGCUGCCAGCACCGCUCAGACCUGCUCCUUCUCAUGUGUGCGGUGGCAAAAGCGCAGAUGCUACAAGAUGCUGCUCCAGUUGUGUUUCAGGUCUAGGCCAAGGGGCAGGCCAGCUGGGCACACAGAACCUAAUACUUCAGAGUAGGGAGGGAGAAGGGUGUCCCUGGGUACCUGGCACUUCAGCCAGUGGGCAUGCCAUACCCUGUACUUGCUGGUGGUCCAUCCCUGCAGUAUUUCUGAGCCAGGUCUUAGAAUCAGUGACUUGCUUCCUGCAGUGCUGUGGUCACAGGCCCCUCCAGACAGCCACGUCAAGCAGCUUCAGCUUGGCAGGCUGAGGGGCUCGGAGUGCAGAUUUCUUUUUGUGCAGCAGAAUGCCAAGAGACUGAGAUGAGAGCCUUCUUAAAACCUACCCUAAGGGCUACCAGGUCCAUGUUCCCCUGGUAGGAUGGGGGCCAGGCAGCUGCUUCUAUCCUGACCCCUCCUCCCUUAGCUGUGGAGGUCCAUGUGGUAGAGGUCAGCUGCUCCUGGCACAAAGAGGAUCCAGUAGCUGUCUGCCACCCACCAGGUUUCUAAGAUACCAUGUGGAGACAGGGACCUCCCCAUCCUCUUCAGAAAUAGCAGCUUGUUUUCUCUGCUGGCAUGUGUCCAGGGCACCAGGUCCAAGCAGGGAGAGGCAGACUGUUAACUGAACGCUCACAGGAACAGGAGGCAGUGAGAGCCCGUGGGAGGAAGGGCCUUCUGGUGACCCUGCUUCUCUGUCCUGCCUUCCCACCUGUCCACCCAGUUUCAGAGUUGGGAAGGGACAUGGCUCCCUCACCCAGGCUUGGUGGCUGUGGCCCUGUUUUAGAGCCAUGGCAGCACAAGCUGGUGAGUGGUAGAGUUGCCCUGCUUCCAGCAAGGGGAAGCUGAAGGCUCUCCUCACAAGCCUGGGUUUCUUUCUUCUCUGACAUGGAGGGUUUUGGAAGCCCUAAUUUUCUGUUGUGAUUUAGGGAGACUGGCGGGGAGCCAUUGUUCAAGGUCCCUGGGGCCUUUGCUGCUUUGGGAAGGGCCUGGGGCCUGAGCUGGAGGGAAGCUGGUCACUCGCUCGUCUGGAGCAUCCCUCUUGCCUGUCUGCCACCCUCACUGCUGAAUUGGGGGAGGUGUGCCCCAGGUCACAUCACUGGAUAGUUAGAAAUAAAGUGCUAUGCAGUCAGGGCUGACCUCUGUGGUGUCACGCGUAUGCAUACCCUACUCCUAGAUGUGGCUCUGGGUCCCCACAGCUCUGCAGGACAACAGCAGGCAUGUUCCAAGAAGUGCAGUGUUCAGACGUACAGCUCUGGCCCUCAGUGAACAACACUUGAGACAGAAUGCUUAUGCCAACCAUGACUUCCUCCCAGGUGCCAAGAAGCCAUUGCUCUGAGCCUGCUGCUGCUUGAGUGUACUGGUUUUUGACAGCAGAAAAUGGAGAAUUAACUUCUCCAUGGAAUCUGAAAGGUUGAGGAUCCAGAGCCUCUCUGGUCCUCAGUUCAUGAAGAAAGACCUGUGAGGUCCCGAGUUAGUUCAUGCACACACACUUCCUGAAGGAGCCGCUGCCAGGGAAGGCUACCUGAGUGUGACAUCUCACGGGAACUCAACCAGCCCCGAAGUCAGGGAAGACACGGUGAAGAACAUGUCAGGUUCUCAGGGAGCCCUGGUCCUAAGGAUGGCUAGCAGUUUUUCUGAGCAGUGUCAGCCUGCAAGAAAGGGCUCGGUCCCACUGAAGGAUACAACCUGAUCCACUCCAGAGAAAGCUUUCAAAGUAGAGAGGAGAACUCGCAGAAUUAGCUCCCUUAGAGUCCAGAAAGCUAUGGAGAAAAGGUACCAGAGCCCCCAACCCACUCAUCACAGAGCUCGAUCUGAGACAGAGACAUACUAAAAACAUAUGCUACAUGGCAGAGGCAAGGGAGUCUCUGAGUUGGAAGCCAGCUUGGCCUACAUAGCAAGCUCCAGGCCAACCAGGGCUAUACAGUGAGACCCUGUCUUCAAAAAUCAAACCUGCUGUUAGGCAUUGUGGUGCACACUCAUAAUCCCAACACUAGAGGCCGAGACAGGAAGAUGGCCACAAUUCUGAACUAACUAUAAAAUAAGAGUGCCUUUUUUUAAAAAGGCAAAAGAAAACAACAUGUACUACCAGCCCACGUGCAUCCUCCAUGGUGUGCUGCUGUGCUUCUCUGGGGCUGUAGCUUUCUCAGAAGAGCUGUGCUCAUGUCAGCUCCACUCUCCUGUCAGUCCCUUUACUUGUUGAGGAAAGGCCUCUGACCCAGGAUGCUGAGACAGCAGCACCUUGGAGAGCUGCCCAAAGGUCCUUUGCCUUACAUAGAUGUAAAACCCAGGCCUGCUGCUGCCAUUCCAAGGCUGGAGGGACUGACAGAGCAGAAAGCAUUCUUCUGGUUUCUUUAGCUCUUGAGAGAGACGGGGUCUCUGUAGCCCUGUGUCCUAGAAUGUGCUGGGUGGACCAGGCUGCCUUCAGGCCCAGUGAUCCGCCUGCCUCUGCUUCCUGAGUGCUGGGGUUAAAGGCGUGGGAGGCCAGGAGCCAUCUAUCCGAAGUGGAUGCUAGGAGCCAAGCUCCUGUGUUCUGAGUGCAGUGAGCCCUUUGCACCACUAAGCCAUCUCUCAAGUCCUACAUCUAGCAUUUUAACUUGGGUUCCGGGGAACAAAUUGGGUUCUCAUACCUAUGAGGGAAAACGAUUUUUUGUUUUACAUGAAGCUAAGGCAUUGUGGAAUAUACCUAGAAUCCAAACAUUUGGGAGACUCAGGCAAAUGGGUUGCUUCAAGUCUGAUACCAACAUGUUCUCCAUGGUGGCUAGCCAACAAUGACAUAAAACCAAAGAAAAUAUGUGUAAUGUGUAUUCAUUCACUUCUGUGUAACUUCACAUGUCUAGAUUCACACCACACAGGGAGGUCCUCUUAUAGACGUGAUAGAAAUGAGAGAUCCUGUGGCUAAACAGAACUGGGUGCUCCAUGUUACUGUGAGUGACAGCUAAGUGGGGAUGACUCUCCCAGAGGGCAGAACCCCACGUGCCUCCUGCUGAAGCAGUCUGUCUCAAUGCUGAAGAGCCAGCGUGCAUGCACAACACUCCAUUGUAACAGGACGGCAGGUAAGACAGUAGCUAGUUUGACUGAAACAGAAGGAACAUAUGACUAAGUUCUAGACACUUCCCUAAGAAAAACAGCAAACCAGAGCUAGGGGUGGCUGCCUUAGCACAGAAAGGGCGUGUCCUGGCUAGCUGUCCACUUGACACACACUGUUGUCACCUGAGAAGAGGGGACCUUGACACACACUGUUGUCACCUGAG